AUGCCCCCCGGAACUGGGGAUAAGAAGCCUGAGAAGUCGUAUCUGAGCUCCGCCGUCGACGUUAUCAACCCGUGGUCGACUAGUCGGACGGCAACACCUACGCCUGAUAAUAAGGACGGAGGGAGUGCAUCCGUGCCUGAUGGGACUGCUACGCCUAAGGGAGCGGCCCCGGGCGACCAUACUAUAACGCCGUUUUAUGGACAGAGCUUUCGAACGUAUCCGAAGGACUGCCCGCCCUUGAAUGUGCAAUGGUUUCAUGCUGUUGAUGUGCCGAAACGGAAACCCAAGCUGAUCAAGGGACCUAAGAAGGAGGACAAGGACCCGAAGCCGGCGGUGCGCCCAAAGAAGUUUUCAGCAUUCUCGGUGUCUGAUUCGAGGAGGACAGAGGCAAGGUACCAGAAACUAUUGGAAGCUGUUGAGGGAGAGCAUGAUUCGCUCGGUGACUCGCAUAGCCGACCUUCAAAGCGGUCCAAGUCGAGUAAAGCUGCUACACUAGACGAUGCACACCGUGGACAUACGCGGGUUGCAGUGAAUGAGGACUAUCUGUUUGAUAUUGAUAUUGAGGAGCGGGAGCUUGCCCCGGUCUAUUGGUUAGGGCCGAUUUAUGAAGUGCGUCGUGGGACUUGGUUCUUCCAGGAGGGCUCUGGCCUCAGACCUUGUGAGGAGAACCUUGCAGCUCAAUUGGAGGAGGGGUAUUUGAAGACAAAGCCGUGGUUGUUUCCAGGGCGAGCACGAAGCAAGUCCGAAGUGAAGGACACAUCAGUGACCGCCAAACCAGACCGACCCAGUACUGCAGAUCAGAAGGCCACAACUCCCUCAGCAGAAUCGCAGAAGACAGCAGCUACCGCAACUCAGCCAUUGCAGCCACAAUUGCCGACAUAUCGCCUAUUUGGUGCAUAUAUGAACAAUGUCGCCACUUAUGAAGACGAAAAGACUGCUUGGAUGACUACCGAUGGUAUGCUCUCGUGGGUAGCCGCUUCGGUGUAUGAGCGUUUCGCAGGCGGCGGAUACAUGAGUGGCGUCAAGUUGAUCAGAGGGUAUUCGGAGCCAAAGAAAGCAAAAGAGAAGGAAGAAGUGAAGCCUGCCGCAGACGCCCCGGAUAUCCCAGGCUUGGACGAGCGCCAACAGAAGCUGUUGAAGCGGAGAUCAGCUCCACCUACCACCAGAGACUCACUUGAAGACCUAGGGUAUAGCCAGGUUGUGAAGAAGGAGACUGAACAACGCGAGUCGAAGCUUCAGCGCCAACUGUCAUCCUUUCUCGAGAGCGAACGGCGCACUACUGAAGAAACCGAGGAGCAGAUUAGGAAACGCGAGGAGCAAGAAAUCCAGGACGACUACAAUGCCCAAGACGGGGAAGCUCAAGGCCGUGACAUUGAGCACCUGGUUCUUGUCACGCAUGGCAUUGGACAGAGGCUUGGCUUGCGCAUGGAAAGUAUAAACUUUGUGCAUGAUGUCAACAUCUUGCGCAAGACAAUCAAGUCUGUGUACAGCAAUUCCGCUGAUCUGAAGGCACUAAACUCAGAGCUCGGAGCUGGGCCUGGUAAUUGUAGAGUGCAAGUUCUUCCAGUGUGUUGGAGACACUUGAUUGAGUUUCCUAGACAGCGCCAAAGAAAGGGUGAGAGUGAUAUAGGGGACGCUACUGGUGAAGAAGAUGACUAUCCAUCACUAGAAGACAUAACGGUUGAAGGAGUUGCUUUUGCCAGAUCACUUAUUUCAGAUCUCGCACUUGACGUCUUGCUCUAUCAGAGCUCGUACAGAGAGGAAAUAUCGAGAGUUGUCGUAGCAGAGACGAACCGAAUUCUAAAACUCUUUCAAGAAAGGAAUCCGGAAUUUAGAGGAAAAGUACAUCUGAUGGGCCACUCUUUGGGUUCCGCCAUCUUUUUCGACGUUCUCUGUCGCCAAAGGGAGAGGCAUCCUGAUGAGUCCCGCCACCCACUACGAUUCUGGCCAUCGCACAACCGACCUGAAAUCAGACCAAAGGAUGAAGAGCUGGAGUUUAAUUUUGAGGCGUCCGACUUUUUCUGUCUGGGUUCUCCUGUUGGUUUGUUUCAGAUGCUCAAGGGGAGGACCAUUGCUGCACGCCAUUCGCCGCAUGGUCUACCGUCGGAAAGCCCACUGAACCCAGAGGACACAAACGAUCCAUUCUUGACGGCUCCCGCAGGCACAGGCAUGGAUGGCAUCUCUCCAGUUAGCGGGUUACCCAUGACGGUAUCGUCUCCCAAGGCCGAGCAGCUCUUCAACAUUUUCCACCCGUCAGAUCCAAUCAGUUACAGAAUGGAGCCUUUGAUCUCACCUGCCAUGGCUUCUCUAAAACCACAGGCUCUGCCUUAUACCAAGAAGGGCAUAUUCGGAAAUGUGGCGCCUCAAGGAUUGACAGGCAUAGGAGCCAAGGUCGGGCAGAGCGUUAGCGAUCUCUGGUCGAGCUUGAGCGCAGGAAUUGCCAGCAACAUCCUCAACCGAAGCCUCGGUAUUACCAACGAGGAGGUUGCCCGCCUAGCUGCAGAGGAGCAUCGUGGAGAUAAGAAGGGUGAGGCCGACGUCACCGCCAGCCAAGAGGCUGCGCAACUCUCAGACGAGAGGAAGAGACAGUUGGCGGAAGCGGCAGCUAGAGGACGUCGCGUGAGCGAUAAUGGUAACACGGUGACCCUGAUUGACGAUGAGCUGGAGACGCUGUAUUCAACGUUUCAGAAACGACAUGACUCUGUGCAGCAUGACGAGGAAAUAGCCCACCUUAAUGAUGAGUCGCGAAAGGCUCGGAAGCUGCGGCUGGAAGAGGCCAAGGUGCGAGCUUUGAACAGGAAUGGCCGAGUUGACUAUAGCAUUCAGGAAAGCGCCUUGGACUUUAACCCGAUUAACACGAUUGCAUCACACAUGAGUUACUGGGCGGACGAAGAUGUCAAUCAUUUUGUUCUAUCACAGCUACUUUCUGGAAAACCAGUGGAUAAAAAGGGAAAAUAA
Molecule: messenger RNA, 2958 nt
Organism: Pochonia chlamydosporia 170
Lineage: Eukaryota; Fungi; Ascomycota; Sordariomycetes; Hypocreales; Clavicipitaceae
Product: DDHD domain-containing protein
Exons: 9
Coding region: 1-2958 (985 amino acids)
Cellular component (GO): cytoplasm
Molecular function (GO): metal ion binding; glycerophospholipase activity
Source: RefSeq, a predicted model, not a curated record